CGCUCGAGGCUGCAAAAGCCUUCCCGCCCAAUUCAUAUAAAGAGCCGUUAUUUUUCAAACUUCCGUUACAAUGGUCAUGUUACUCUCCCUGCUCCGAACCGCCACCUCUCUGACCCAAAUCCACCAAAUCCAUGCGCAAACCCUCAUCCAUGGCCUCCCACUUCAAACCCACCUCAUUCCCAAGCUCAUCGACCUUCAUUCAAUCGAUUAUGCUCGCUUCGUCCUUGAUCAAACUCCUUCUCCCACUGAUUUCUCUUGGAACUCCUUGAUCAGAGCCUACACCGUCCAUGGCUCUCCACAAAAUUCCCUGUUUCUCUAUCUCAAAAUGCUUCGGAGCAGCACAAAACCAAGUAAUUUUACAUUCCCAUUUGUCCUAAAAGCUUGUUCCACCCUUGGUUCAGUGCUUGAAGGGUAUGUACAAUGGGGGCAGGUUGAGAAGGCACGGGAUUUGUUCGAAGAAAUGCCUAUGAGAAGGAAUGUGGUUUGCUGGACUGCAAUGAUAAAUGGGUAUGGGAAAGAAGGGGAUUUUGUUGAGAUGUUGAGUUUGUUUCGCCAAAUGCUUGUUUCAGCUGAUGAGGUCCAACCCAAUGCAGCAACAAUGGUGUGUCUACUGUCUGCCUGUUCAACUCUCUGUAAUUAUGAGGUUGGAAGGUUCCUUUCGGUUUUUAUCGAUGUUAACAAGAUCCCUUUGAAUACAAUCUUGGUCACUGCUCUUAUAGACAUGUAUUCUAAGUGUGGGGAUGUGGAGAAAGCUUGGAGAAUCUUUGAUGGUGUUUCUUGUAAGAAUCUGCCUUCUUGGAAUGCCAUCAUUACUGGAUGUGUGCAGGGUGGACUUCUUGAGGAAGCAAUUGAUUUAUACCGUCACAUGAAAGCACAGUCAGUGAAACCGAAUGAGAUCACUCUGGUAAAUGUGUUGUCUGCUUGUGCUGGCUUAGGGGCACUGGAACUUGGGAGAGAAGUUCAUCUGUACCUGGGCCGAAAUGGCUUAGAUCUAAAUGUGAUUCUUGCCACUGCUCUGGUUGAUAUGUAUGCAAAAUGUGGUAAAAUCGACGAUGCUUGUUUGAUUUUUGUCAAGACUAGCGAGAAAGAUGUGGCCUUGUGGAAUGCCAUGAUACUGGGGCUGGCUUACCAUGGCGAUGGAAGAGAUUCUUUAGCAGUUUUUUCACAGAUGGUGAGGGCUGGGGUGCAGCCCAAUGAUGUUACAUUCAUUGGAGUUUUAUCAGCUUGUAACCAUUCAGGAUUGGUAGAAGAGGGAAGGGUUCAGUUUUCAAGUAUGGCCGAUAAACAUGGAUUGUCUCCUAAACUUGAGCAUUAUGCUUGUAUGGUAGAUCUCCUUGGCCGGGCUGGGCAUCUCAAAGAAGCAUAUGAAUUGGUGCAGAACAUGCUAAUUCCACCUGAUUCAAUAAUCUGGGGUGCUUUACUAAGUGCUUGCCGGAUCCAUCGGAAUCUUGAACUGGCUGAUAAAAUCAGUGAAACAAUAAUGGCAUCGCAGGAUCCCAAUAUUGGUUUCUGCAUUCUGUUGUCGAACAUUUAUGCUUCUUCAGGAAGGUGGAAGGAUGUUGCUAGAGUGAGGAGACAGGUAAAAGAGAAAAGGAUAAAAAAACCUUCUGGUUGUAGUUGGGUUGAAGUUGAUGGUGUUGUUCAUAGAUUUGUUGUUGAAGAUACAACUCAUCUGAAAUCUGGGGAGAUCUAUGGCGCCUAUGAAAUUCUAGUUAAUCAUUUGAAGGCAGAAGGGUAUGUGGCAAAUUUUGAUUUUAUUGCAAAUAACAUCAACGGCAUGUAAAAAUAUAUUCAUCAAAUGGGUUGAAGAUUUGAAGCUUCACACCUUCAAUUGAUGGGGACUUGGGAGAACUAUGAAGAUUGGUGCUUCCCAAGGGAAAUGAAGUAUCUACAUUGGAUUGUUCUUGUUCUAUCACAGAUUUUGGUGGUCACACUCACAAGAAACACAGUGAGGGCUUUGAGUUUGGGAUUUUCAGCAACUGGGGUGGCCACACUUUGUGAUAGAACAACUCAAAUACUGAUCCCUGAUGUCUUUUCUGUAACAGAAUGGCCUGGGUUCAUGGUGAUGCAGUCUAAUUCCAUUGUUCCUUGCCUUUGGAUUGAUGGAUGAACACCUGAGAAGAGACGUCAUAUGCCAAAGAUAUGAAGCUUUAGUUUCGAGGCCAAAGGCCAUUUGCUAAAUUUUGAUUUUGUUUUGGCAAGUAUUGAUGAUAUGGUUUGAAGUCUUUGACACUUCACCUGAACCUGGAACUGUGAAAAGGGAGUUGUGGAGAAUAAAAUGCAGCACACUAUACAGAGAGCAUUUCUUCAUAUUUAUCAUA
Messenger RNA from Vitis vinifera (wine grape), 2321 nucleotides. RefSeq names its product pentatricopeptide repeat-containing protein At3g12770. Gene Ontology annotation, molecular function: protein binding; RNA binding. Gene Ontology annotation, biological process: RNA modification. Lineage: Eukaryota; Viridiplantae; Streptophyta; Magnoliopsida; Vitales; Vitaceae. The coding region runs from base 71 to 1783 and encodes 570 amino acids. The transcript has 2 exons. The record is from RefSeq and is a predicted model, not a curated record.